Messenger RNA from Rhododendron vialii, 1539 nucleotides. RefSeq lists its product as uncharacterized. Gene Ontology annotation, biological process: CAAX-box protein processing. Gene Ontology annotation, molecular function: metalloendopeptidase activity. The transcript is spliced from 4 exons. The record is from RefSeq and is a predicted model, not a curated record. Bases 347 to 1366 code for a protein of 339 amino acids. NCBI's taxonomy places the organism in Eukaryota, Viridiplantae, Streptophyta, Magnoliopsida, Ericales, Ericaceae. Gene Ontology annotation, cellular component: membrane.
GUAUGCGUAAAUUACGUAAAAUACAUCGCAUGUACAAGUAAAUACGUCGUCGCUGAACUCGUCCUGGCUUCAAAUUUCGAGCUUGUCGUGACGUGGUUACCUUCAAGGCAACAACCAACACAGCACGGGCUGCCUUCCCUUCCCACCACCGACCCCUUUUUUCCCUCUGUCCAACUUGGCGUCACGGAUUUGCUUCUCUCUCUCUCCACUGCAAGUUGGUUCCUUCGUCGGAGCAGACGGUCUCCGCGUCCGUCGAACCACGAAAUUAGGGUUUUCGCAAUUUGAUUCCUUCUGAUGCAAAGAAUUAGGGCUUCGUCCCUGUGAUGCAGCAUGAGCAAAGGCCACGAUGUCAUCAGCCCCUUGCUGUCGCGCCCUCUCUCAUGCUCCCUCCCUUCUAUCUCCUCCUACUUCCAGGGCUUCCCUCCCGCUCAAUCGCACCCCUCGCCUCGUCGAUUCUCUCUCCAAAUCUUCCAAAAACAGAUGGAAAGUUUCAUUCCUUAGACGUGAAGAGACUCCUUCGGAGUUCCACGAGUCCAAUAACGCAGAGGAUAAAUUGCCGGAAUUACCGGUGAACCCGGAGCUCAAUGAAUCGGGUGUUGCAAAGGAAGAUUGGAUUGCGAAUCUUAGAAAGGCCGCGGAGGCAGUUUUUAGUUCAGAACCUUGGAUAGUGCCAUGGACAGCAAAGACCAUUCUGCGGGUAAUGCUCCUUUGGAUCUCUUCCUUCUGGUUAGUAGGAUCUUGGAUAGUUCCAUUCUUGGCUCACACAGCAGGAUUCAGAAAAGAAACCUUGACAUACAGAGGGCAAGCUUUAUACAGCCUUUUGACAGAUGUGGCUGAAGGUCUAGCUGGUAUUGCAAUCCUGCAUCGAUGCCUUGCAAAGUUCCGCCCCCUAGCACCCGACUGGUUCAGGUUUAGCCUUGAAGGGAAGUGGCAGUUUGAUGUUGUUUUGGGCUGCCUUAUGUUUCCCUUGGUCAACCGGCUCUCGCAGGUCAACCUAAAUCUGUUGCCCAUUUUCCCUUCUGCACCUGUCACUGUUUCAAACGUUGAGCAAUCAAUUGUUGCGCGAGAUCCAGUGGCGAUGGCCCUCUAUGCCAUUGUGGUGUCAGUUUGUGCGCCUGUUUGGGAGGAGAUUGUCUUCCGUGGGUUUCUUCUCCCCUCUUUGACCAGGUACAUGCCGGUAUGGUGCUCAAUUCUUGUGAGUUCAGUAGCCUUUGCAUUGGCACAUUUCAAUUUGCAAAGGAUGCUGCCACUUGUAUUGCUUGGGGCGGUCAUGGGUGCUGUUUUUGUGCGAUCAAGGAACCUUUUGCCAUCCAUGCUUUUGCAUAGCCUCUGGAAUGCAUUUGUAUUUUUAGAUCUUAUGAAAUGACAUUCUUGUUUUGUAGUUAUAUUUAUUAGUGGAAUGUAUUUUCCAUUUCUUGAGUUGGUGUAUAUAAUUAUAGUGCCGGUAAAUAGGACUAUUGCAAAGAUUGAUUUAGGCAGAUAUUCCCGAUUCAUUUCAUGUAACUUCUACGUCCUACAUGUUGAUGAACUUUCAAACCA